GACAGAGUGUGUGUGUUUAUCAGGUAAUGAAAACAAACCGCGGCUGACAGGACACACCUGUUUAAUGAAGACUAGCAGUCAGCUUUAAACACGGACAACAGGAUGGUGAGCAGUCAAGUCAAGGCCAAAGGGCCUGAAGACACCGAACACCGCGACUACUCCUGCGGCGGGUCACCGCUGCCAGCAGAACCUCCUUCAGAUGCAAACAUACCGAAUCUACCGAUACCGACCCAGAAAGAGUCAGGGGGCAGUAAAGCCAAGAACAGCUGUCAAACAGCACCCAAAAAACAAAAGUCCACUUCUGAAAAGAAAUACCUCGGAGUCCGAGUGAGAAUGCCAGUACGGGACAUGCUCAAAAAUAUACGGAUAGCCAAGGGGAUUGACCCUAAGGAUCUGCAGGGAAAUCAUUCCAAGGCAUCUAAAGGGAAUAAGAAACGAGUUAACACAGGUGGAAACCUGAGACGUUUUCUGAAACAUCAAACAAAAAGUCUUGAGGAGCUUGCGAUUAUAGUAGAAGUGUUGGAGGAGGAUCUUAAGACCUGUCAGUCACACAGAUUUCCAAACAAAAGCCCUUCAGCUUCAUACUCUUCAGAGUUCUGGGUCGAAGAUGCAUCUCCACAGGGUUUCAUGAACACAAAUGGCCAGGAGAAUGAGAUGCUUUUGUCUCCAAGCUACUCUGUACCAUCUGAUACCUCCCCUGUCCACUCUGUGUCCAGCUCCUACCCGUCCCCGACUUACAGCCAGGGUGCCGAUGUCUUCUUGGGGAAUCAGGAAGAAUAUAGCAGGUAUGAGUCGGAUAACUACAGGUAUGAUGGUUUAUAUGGAAUGAGCUGCUCUGCUGCCAACUCAUGCGAAUACCAGGUGCCCUCCCCACAAGAGUCAUUCAACGCCAGUCCCAACCCAGAAGUCUGGGAGGUUUCCUCUCAAAAGAUGAACUGUCCACCAUGGCCACAUUCUCAGCACGAGGAAUGGAGUGGUAUGACCUUCUUGACUCAACUGGAAAGAGAGGAGAAUCUGCUGAAAGGGAUAUCUGACCAAGAGCUUCUUGAAGUAGAUGAAAACGGAAGAGUUCUUUUACACAGAGUUGUUGAGAAGGGAAAGAGAUCCCUUGUGUAUGUUAUUGCCAGAAGGAUGGCGGCUCUGAAGAAACUAGAUAUCAAAGAUUCAGAGGGAAAGACUCCCCUUCAUCUUGCUGCACAGAAGAAUCUUCACUUCAUGGUGGUUGAUUUGGUAUCACUUGGUGCAAAUAUCAAUGUGAAGGACCGGUAUGGGAAAACAUGUCUUCAUCUCAGUGCAGAGAAUGGAUAUAUUCGAGUCUUGGAGGUCCUGAAAGGUUUAAUGAGAAAUGGCGUAUAUAUUAAUUUGGAGGAAAGAGACGCAAACGGGCUCAGUGCGCUGCAGUGUGCGGCAGUAGCCCUUAACCACACAGUGCGGGAGCUGGAGCUGUGUGGACCUGCAGGAUGGGUCAGAUUGCACACCCUUCGCAAGGAGCAGAUGAUAGAAACAUUAGAGUGCCUCCUUCAAAUGGAGUGCUAUCUACACACUUCGGAUCAGGGUCGAUUCAGUCCAAUGAAAGGAGCUGUUGAUUACAAGCUGUUUAAACAAGCAACCUUCUUUCAGUCAAAUGAAAUCAAGACCAGAAAUGACAUGAUUCAGAAGCGGUUUUGGCUACAUGUGUGGCUGCUUCUAGCAAGAGUUGUUUACUCUGUCAAGCCAGGCAUUGCUGUUAACUGACGGUAAAUGUUUUUGAGUGAAUACAAGCUUUUACCUGGCAUUGAAGACAAAAUGUAUAUGUCACAUGUUUUAGUCAUCAGUAAUUUGUUUUGUGGAAAAGGAGGAUGAGGAUAGUCUUCAAGCCAUGGUAAAGCUAUGUAUUAUGCAACAGUA
Messenger RNA from Cyprinus carpio (common carp), 1887 nucleotides. RefSeq lists its product as uncharacterized. Gene Ontology annotation, cellular component: nucleus. Gene Ontology annotation, molecular function: POU domain binding; DNA binding. Gene Ontology annotation, biological process: regulation of gene expression. The record is from RefSeq and is a predicted model, not a curated record. NCBI's taxonomy places the organism in Eukaryota, Metazoa, Chordata, Actinopteri, Cypriniformes, Cyprinidae.